UGGCGGAUUAAUCCAUUCCACUUGCCCCAAUAUAAAAGCAGGGAUAUUCUCCCGUUGCAAAAAUUAUUCCUAUUUGUAAUCGAGCAAUUGUGUCAGUGUUAUGAAUGUGCGUGUUUUCUCAGUUAAUCAAUCACAGAUCGCCAUGAAACCAACAAAAAUGUAAAGUCAGCCGAAGAAAAAAAAAAGCUUAUUCCCGUACGGCAGGGACCCCUAAAAGAAGUCGGAAUGUCAUUAUGUCAUUCAAAAGCGACACCAGCCAUCCUCAGAACGAGGCGACAAGCUGACAGCGUCAGAACGAGGCCACAGGUUGAUAGCCUUGAAGGAAAUGACGCAAUAAGCAGGAUGGCUGGUGCCACUAUGGGAUGGAAAAUGGCCUACGGCUUCAUGGCCAAGCGUUUCUCUGAAUGGCUGGCCGACGCACAGGAAGGCUUACAGAGAAGCGAUAUUUUCAAAUAUUAUCUCAGCGAAAAAUCCAUCCUUAUUGACUUUAUCACAUCUGUCCAUUUGACUGACAACGCGUCAUUGUCAUGUCACACAAAAUGGCAGAAAGCAAGGGCUGCUACUCUCAAUUUAGAGAGAAAGAUUUCUUACAAAAGCAAGUUGCAGAACUCUCUAGAAUACUCGUUGGCAAAACAAACGGACAAAAUAUUUGGUCAAAGAACAACAUUCCCGAAGGUUGGCCAUCAGAUGUUCAGUGGAAAAAUCCAACCUCAUCACCAAAAGAUACACUGGAUGUAUUAAAGCUUAAAUUUGAUUGGUUGAGAUCCAAGACUCGUCAUUUACUUGCUAAAGAACAAAUUCAACUUUUUGAUUUUUACGAUGAAGGAAACAAAACAAAAUUGAUAACUUUUAUAGAAAUACACCAGAAAUAUUCAGAGCUUAGAAAUUUGAAUGCGUACUUAGAAUUCAACACAGCACUGAUUUCAAAUGUUGUAAAGUAUUUUCCAGAAAUACAAACAUAUCUAGUCAUAGAAAUACAGAAACUUCUAAACAAAUUUAAUUCUGAGCAAAAAGUCAAACUAUUACCUGUUAGUGAGAAUUUCACUAUUUUGAAGUCAUCACCAUCAAUGUCAGAGGAGAGUGACGCUGUAAUCGAUACCUCUUGGCUCAGUGACUCAAUGACAAAAUGUUCAAGUCUAAACACAAGUCAGUCUAUGUCAAAACUUAAGGGUCAAAUUUUACAACAUUUGAAAUUAAAGUCUCCAGAGGCACGACCAGAAAGGACUGCAGCCCGAUUGUUGACACCAUCGGAAACACUUUUGUUGACACCAUCAGAAACACAUUUGUUAAUACCAUCAGAAAUACAUUUAACACCAUCAGAAACACUUUUGUCAACACCGUCAGAUGCACAUUUAACACCAUCAGAAACACUUUUGUUAACUUCACCAGAAACACAUUUAACACCAUCAGAAACACUUUUGUUAACAUCACCAGAAACACAUUUAACACCAUCAGAAACACGUUUGUUAACAUCACCAGAAACACUUUUGUUAACACCAACAGAUGCACAUUUAACACCAUCAGAAACACUUUUGUUAACACCAUCAGAAACACUUUUGUUAACACCAACAGAUGCACAUUUACCACCAUCAGAAACACUUUUGUUAACAUCACCAGAAACACUUUUGUUAACACCAACAGAUGCACAUUUAACACCAACAGAAACACUUUUGUUAACAUCACCAGAAACACUUUUGUUAACACCAACAGAUGCACAUUUAACACCAUCAGAAACACUUUUGUUAACACCAUCAGAAACACUUUUGUUAACACCAACAGAUGCACAUUUAACACCAUCAGAAACACUUUUGUUAACACCAACAGAUGCACAUUUAACACCAUCAGAAACACUUUUGUUAACACCAUCAGAAACACUUUUGUUAACACCAACAGAUGCACAUUUAACACCAUCAGAAACACUUUUGUUAACACCAACAGAUGCACAUUUAACACCAUCAGAAACACUUUUGUUAACACCAACAGAUGCACAUUUAACACCAUCAGAAACACUUUUGUUAACACCAACAGAUGCACAUUUACCACCAUCAGAAACACUUUUGUUAACACCAUCAGAUGCACAUUUACCACCAUCAGAAACACUUUUGUUAACACCAACAGAUGCACAUUUACCACCAUCAGAAACACUUUUGUUAAUACCAACAGAUGCACAUUUAACACCAUCAGAAACACUUUUGUUAACAUCACCAGAAACACAUUUAACACCAUCAGAAACACUUUUGUUAACACCAUCAGAUGCACAUUUACCACCAUCAGAAACACUUUUGUUAACACCAACAGAUGCACAUUUACCACCAUCAGAAACACUUUUGUUAAUACCAACAGAUGCACAUUUAACACCAUCAGAAACACUUUUGUUAACAUCACCAGAAACACAUUUAACACCAUCAGAAACACUUUUGUUAACAUCACCAGAAACACAUUUAACACCAUCAGAAACACUUUUGUCAACACCAUCAGAAACACUUUUGUUAACACCAACAGAUGCACAUUUACCACCAUCAGAAACACUUUUGUUAACACCAACAGAAACACUUUUGUUAACACCAACAGAUGCACAUUUACUACCAUCAGAAACACCAAAAGCAGGGAACAAAAAUGUGCCAACAGCAUCAAAAACAUCUUUGGUAUUAUCGCCGACAGAAAAUUUAGAACAGUCUUUGAUUUCGCCUCCCAAAGCACCUUUAACGAAUUUAACAGAAGCAGAUUUAAUUGAAAACUUAAAAGAAUUUUUGAUUUUUCCAUCGAGAAAAAAUUUAUUGAUACCAUUAAAAAUAAACGUGUUGGGACCAUUAGAAACACCUUUGCUGACACCAUCAGAAACACCUAUGUGGUCACCAUCAGAAACACCUUUGUUGACACCAUCAGAAACACCUUUGCUGACACCAUCAGAAACACCUAUGUGGUCACCAUCAGAAACACCUUUGCUGACACCAUCAGAAACACCUAUGUUGACACCAUCAGAAACACCUAUGUUGACACCAUCAGAAACACCUUUGUUGACACCAUCAAAAGCACCUAAACCUAGAAAGCAAUCAUCUACAUCUAACGAAUGUAAAGUUCAGUCUCAAAGUAUUUUGAAAAGUAGAUCCGAACUCAAACGGAAAUAUUCUUCCGCGUUUGUAGAGGACAAAGAAGCUGCUAGCAAACAUUUUUGUACAGGAUCACCAGAUGUUUCAUUAUGUCGCAGUGUUGACAGCCACAUUUCCCUAGACAGUGGUGUUGAUUCCGUUGAAACUCCUCUUGGCUCUAAUACACUAUUUGGAGACUGCACCGAGCUCACUAUUAAAAGUCCAAACAGUCAACUGUGGACAACGGAACAGCCUUUACGUCUGAUCAAUUUAGAGAACAUUAAAAAGCAGGAUCUUGAUUUUCUUGGAGAAGAAAACUUUGAUUUUCCAAUACUGAAUGAUGACACAGCGAUUUACGGCAAUCAACUUUUAGAUAGUAACACAUCAAACUGUGAUUUUUCUUAUGAACCGCAUCAACCACACCUGACGUUAGAGUCUGCACUUGAGAGAAGCUUCGAUCCAGAAUUAUUUGACCAAAUAUUAGAUACAUUAUAGUUUUUUUUUAUUAUACUUUUUCUCCAGGGGGGAAUACAUUUUACAUAUUUUUGUACUGUUUAUUGUGCCUUUUUGGGCUGUUUUUGGAUAGACUUUAUCAGUGGCGUCUGGUGUGGUCUGCACCGAGCGACACCGACCUUAGAGACGCCACUGGACUUUGUUAUACUUUUUUUUUUAAAGCUAUCAAGUUUGUAGACAUAUUUAGAGUUAGAAACAUAAAUGAAUAUUAAAACAGAGUUUGGAAAUAAAGUCUACAGACAAAUCAAA
Messenger RNA from Biomphalaria glabrata, 3851 nucleotides. RefSeq names its product mucin-2-like. The transcript has 3 exons. The record is from RefSeq and is a predicted model, not a curated record. Lineage: Eukaryota; Metazoa; Mollusca; Gastropoda; Planorbidae. The coding region runs from base 528 to 3584 and encodes 1018 amino acids.